CAAUAUGAUUAAUUGCAGUAAAGAAGAUUUCUUUAACACUUCUGAAUUCAGGUACAUUGUUUUUCCAGUUAUUUAUUCAUUUAUAUUUGCACUGGGGCUGCCUGCAAAUCUUGCUGCACUUUGGUUUUUAAUACGUAGGAACUCUAAUAAAGAAUUGAGUGAAGUCAAAAUCUACAUGAUCAACCUAACUGCAGCCGAUCUUCUGUUCAUCAUAUUUCUUCCUCUCUGGAUUAAGUAUUACAUUCAAGAAGGGAAUUGGACAUCUUCCAGCUUCCUGUGCAGCCUGAAUGGAUCUCUGUUCUAUAUCAACACUUACAGCUCUGUCUAUUUUCUGGCUCUCAUCAGCUUCAAUCGCUAUCGUGCUGUGGUACAUCCACUCAGGGCUGCCCAAUUGAGGCAGAAAAUGAGAGGUUUCAUUAUCAGUACUGGAAUCUGGAUAGUGACAAUCGCUUGGUCUUUGCCUGUUUUAAUUUAUCAUAAGGAACAUCUCAACAGAAGCAACAACUCAAAUAAGUUCAGAUGUUUUGAAAAUUACCAAGACAUGAACUCGGUAUUCAAAUUGAAAGUUACCCAUUCUCUGGUAUUAAUUUGUUUCGUCAUUGCAUUCGGAGUGGUUAUUGUAACCUGUAUUCUCAUCCUUCAAGUACUGUCAGCAACUCAGCAGGCAUUAGGGAGUGCACAACGCAAUCUGAAGAACCGAGCUUUCCGUAUGGUGAUUGCUGUGAUGAUGAUUUUUAUCAUCUGUUUUGUUCCUCACCAUCUACUGCAGGUGCCCUGGCUGCUGCUGGUCCUGGAUGUCUGGAAGACAGAGGACUGCAAAUUCAGGAAGAAUAUCAAUGAUAUUCAUCAGGUCACCUCAUGUUUGAUGAGCAUCAAUUGCAUUCUGGACCCCAUUAUGUACUGCUUCUUGACAACCAAUUUCAAGCAGUACAUCACACAGUUCAUGCAGACUUGCCGGGCUCUGUGUUCUCUCAGGCGCACUUCGGGAAAUUAA
This is a messenger RNA of Callorhinchus milii (elephant shark), 994 nucleotides long. It is a transcript of the gene gpr31, whose product is annotated as G protein-coupled receptor 31. Gene Ontology annotation, biological process: behavioral response to pain; chemotaxis; G protein-coupled receptor signaling pathway. The coding region runs from base 5 to 994 and encodes 329 amino acids. The transcript has a single exon. The record is from RefSeq and is a predicted model, not a curated record. Lineage: Eukaryota; Metazoa; Chordata; Chondrichthyes; Chimaeriformes; Callorhinchidae. Gene Ontology annotation, molecular function: platelet activating factor receptor activity. Gene Ontology annotation, cellular component: membrane.